This is a messenger RNA of Daucus carota subsp. sativus, 804 nucleotides long. RefSeq names its product probable transcription factor At5g61620. The transcript is spliced from 2 exons. Bases 1 to 804 code for a protein of 267 amino acids. Gene Ontology annotation, molecular function: DNA binding. The record is from RefSeq and is a predicted model, not a curated record. Lineage: Eukaryota; Viridiplantae; Streptophyta; Magnoliopsida; Apiales; Apiaceae.
AUGAAUGGCCAUCAUGAUGAAAACCAUAGUGAUAACAUAUGGACUUGUGAAGUUGACAAGUUAUUGGAGGAGUUACGAGAAAAUCAGUUUGGCGAUGAAUGGACAUUUGAAGAUAACAAGUUAAUUGAUGAUUUACAGGGAAAUGUAGAAGUGCUUGAGUCGUCAAAUAAAGGCUCUAAAGAUCUUGCAAAUGAGGAUGGUGGUGGUCCGUCAGAGAAAAAGAAGAUGACAAAAAGGUCGAGGGCAAGGCCAAUUCAAUGGACUCAAAAAGAACAUAAGUUGUUCUUAUUAGGGCUGCAAAAAUUAGGCAAAGGGAAGUGGAAAGAGAUGUCAAAGUUUUAUGUGCAAACCAAAACCCCGGCUCAAAUUACUAGUCAUGCACAAAAGUUCUACAAGCGCAUUGAUAAUCCCACACCCCUUGACAAACGCAAGCAUAGUAUCAAUGAUAUCCGGUUUGUCGAGGACUUUAGUUCCUUAACCGACAUUCAACCAAAUAUCUUAAGUCCCCAAUCAAGCAUGGCGCAAAAUCAUGUUCACCACACUAUUGAACAUCCAGUGCUUAAUAACAUAAAUCAUCAUCCAAACAUUCUUCAGAAUUUUGUUCCUCUGAAUUAUAAUCAGUCAAGUAUAACGAGUCCACAAUCAAUUGUGCCUCAAAAUUAUAUUCCCCAUGCUAUUCAACAUCAAGUAUUAAAUAGCUUAAGUCCCCAACCAACGGUGACUCAAAAUCAUGCUCUUCCUAAUUUUCAGCAAAUGGCUCAUAAUCGGAUGCAACAACCUAUCCUAUUCCCUGAGAACAACUAA